Molecule: messenger RNA, 3048 nt
Organism: Rhizophagus irregularis DAOM 181602=DAOM 197198
Lineage: Eukaryota; Fungi; Glomeromycota; Glomeromycetes; Glomerales; Glomeraceae
Source: RefSeq, a predicted model, not a curated record
AUGCUGCCAGAUUGGCUUCAUAAUAAAGUUUUCCCUCAAUCUUGUCAACAUCCUGAUCAAAAAAAAGUUACUAUUGCGAAGGAUCAUUUGAAACAACAAGGUCUAUUUGGAAAGGAAACGGAAAAAGUUCCUGAUGUUCCUGAAUUUGAAAUACCAAAAUUAUGCGGAGAUUCUAUUGCAGAACACUUCUGGAAUAUUGGAGAAAGUCAAGCAAAGAAAUAUAGAGAGUUAGCAGAAAGGUUCGCUGAUUCAGACCUUUUAGGCAUACCCUUAAAAGAAGAUUGGUUAAUUGAACCUGGUUGGACCCGUUAUGAAAGUGAUAAAAAACCUGAAUCUGUUGAAUUUCCGAAUGAGCAAUUAUUAUGUUUUGAUGUCGAAACGUUAUUAAGUAAAAGUGAUUAUGGCCUUAUUGCAUGCGCCGCAUCUCCAUCCGCUUGGUAUACCUGGAUAUCCCCGCAUUUACUUAAAAUUAAAAAGGACUUCGAAAACAAUGAGAAAAUCGCCACUUCUGAAAAGAUUAAGAUAAACAAAGAAGAUAAUAAUGAGAUUAGCAAUUUAAUACCUAUGGGGCGAAUGAUCAAAGACCGAAUAAUAGUCGGUCAUAAUAUUUCGUUUGAUCGUGCAAGAAUCAAGGAAGAAUAUAAUUAUAACAGAUCUGAUAAUAAAUUUAUAGAUACACUGGCUUUACACGUUGCCAUUAGUGGAUUAUGUGCACGACAGCGUUCAACUUGGAUUAAAUAUGACAAGGCUUUGGAAAAAAGCGAUACAAGUUAUCUUGAUGAUAAAAAAUAUUUUCAGUCAAUAUAUGAUGUUAGUUCAACAAACAAUCUUCGUAAUGUUUACAAAUUAUAUUGCGAAGGCGAAGUAGACAAAUCGAUCAGGAAAGAAUUUUUUGUUAACGGAACUUUAGAAGAUAUAAUAAUCGAAAAAAAUUUACGGCAUUUGAUUACCUAUUGUGCAAGUGAUGUUCUAGCAACGUUUCAAGUUUUCAAAAAAGUGUUACCGCGGUUUUUAAAAGUAUGUCCACAUCCUGCAUCAUUUGCAGGUAUGCUAGAAAUGGGGAAUAUGUUUUUAACCACAUCCAAAGAUUGGGACAUGUAUUUACAAACUGCUGAAGAAGUCUAUCAAAAACAACGUGACGCAAUUGAAACUAGAUUGGAACUACUCGCUAAUAAAGCUGUUAAAUUAAGUCCUGAGUCGAUAAAGGAUGAUCAUUGGUUAAAACAAUUAGACUGGACAUAUCCUUCACGUGUGAAAAAACUUCCAGAUCUUCCAAUGUGGUAUCGUGACAUUUAUUGUAAUAAGAAACGCAAGGUUAAAGUAACUACUAAAUCUCUUAUUGCGCCUUUAUUAUUGAGAUUAAAAUGGCAUGAUUUUCCAGUAUAUUAUUCGAGAAAAUAUGGAUGGAUGUAUAGAGUACCUAAAGACGGUGAUUAUCAAACAAAUGUGAAAGCAUGUGAAUUUAAUGACGAGUCAUUAAAUAAUGAUGUAGAACUAUUUGCUAAUGAUAAAGAUGGUAUAUACUAUCGUAUUCCACAUAAAGACGGUGAGGAGGCACGUUGUGGAUCACCUCUUGCGAAACAUUAUAUUACCUCAUUUGAAAAAGGUGUUUUAAGUUCCGAACAUGAAGUAGCGAAAGAUGCUCUUCAGAUGAAUGCAACUUGUUCUUAUUGGAUAAGUUCUCGAGAUAGAAUAAGGAGCCAGAUGGUCGUAUAUGAUGAUCAUCCCGAAAUUACGGAUUUGGGAUUUGAUAAAACUGAUAAGGCAAUUGGAAUGAUUAUACCACAGACCGUAACAAUGGGGACUGUAACUCGUCGUGCUGUCGAAAAAACGUGGAUGACAGCUAGUAACGUGAAGAAAAAUAGGAUAGGAUCAGAACUCAAAGCAAUCAUUCAAGCUCCUGAGGGGUAUAAAUUUGUUGGAGCUGAUGUUGAUUCUGAAGAGUUAUGGAUAGCAAGUUUGAUAGGAGAUUCGCAAUUUGGAUUUCAUGGUGCAACUGCAAUGGGUUGGAUGACACUACAAGGCAACAAAUCUGCUGGCACAGACCUUCAUUCCAGAACCGCAAGUAUUUUGAACAUUUCUCGUUCUGAUGCUAAAGUAUUCAAUUAUGGACGAAUCUAUGGAGCUGGGCUGAAAUUUGCGGUUCGAUUAUUGAAACAAUUUAAUGAGACAAUAAAGGAUUCUGAAGCUUCAGAGCGUGCAACUGCGCUAUAUUCCCGUACGAAAGGUAAAAAGUAUAUUAAUAAAAACUACACUUUUUGGCAUGGCGGUAGUGAAAGUUAUAUGUUUAACAGCCUGGAAGAGAUUGCGACAAAUAGUGAUCCUAAAACACCAGUAUUAAAAUGUGGUAUAACUGACGCAUUAAAAGAAAAUGUUGUUAAUAAAAAUUAUAUGACUUCUCGAAUAAAUUGGGUUGUUCAAUCAUCUGGGGUUGAUUAUCUCCAUUUACUAAUAGUUUCCAUGCAAUAUAUAAUGACAAAAUAUAAUAUAAAUGGAAGAUUCAUGUUAUCCGUCCAUGACGAAGUUAGGUUCCUUGUUAAAGAAGAAGACAGUCAUCGAGCAGCUUUAGCUCUUCAGAUAAGCAAUUUUUGGACUCGUGCUAUGUUCAGUUAUAUGUUGGGAAUAAAUGAUCUACCUCUGUCUGUCGCAUUCUUUUCGGCGGUUGAAAUCGAUCAUGUUCUGCGUAAAGAAGCUGAAAUGAAGUGUAAAACAAUUUCUUAUGAUGCCGAAAUCAAAGAAGGGGAAAGUUUAACUAUCCAGGAACUUAUUGAACUUGAUACCCAGCUGGAUAAAGAAGUCAAUAAGGACAAUGAAGAUUAUAAUACGAAAGAACUUGAUAAUUCUUCGGAAUUAUUGACUCCGUAUAAUAGUAAUAAUAGCGAAAUAUAUUUAAUAAUUCAAAGUUUAUCAACUGAAGAGGAAGUGGAGACUUUAAUGCCUAGGAACUCUACCAAAAAUACGAGGCCUUACCAAAAUUACAAUAGACCGUAUCAUUUUGAAAAUAGUAAACUAUAUAAAAGAAAUUUAAUUUAUGAAGAAGUGACAUAG